This is a messenger RNA of Magallana angulata, 3075 nucleotides long. RefSeq lists its product as uncharacterized. Bases 106 to 597 code for a protein of 163 amino acids. Lineage: Eukaryota; Metazoa; Mollusca; Bivalvia; Ostreida; Ostreidae. The transcript has 4 exons. The record is from RefSeq and is a predicted model, not a curated record.
AAAAAACCCAUAGAAAAGCUUAUAUAAAUUUCGAUAAACUCAAUAAAGCCAGAAAGGGUAUCGUUGCAGUCGAUAUCUCACCAUAAAGGUUUUCUCAUCCACACGAUGCAUCACAACACUUUUAUCUUGCUGUUGGUUGUCUUUGUUACCAUCCUGCCUGCGCUGGAUGCAUGGUGGCUCGUCGGGAAGAAUGGGAACAACCGCCAAUGUCCAAGAAGAGGAUCGGCAAGCCCAUAUUACUUCGGCACAACCAACUUAGCUUGUAUGAUCAAUGGAAAGCGUAAACGAAGAGCGCCAUCGAGAGGGGUCUGGGAAUACACGCAUCGGUUUAUUUAUUAUCAAGGAUAUUAUUUCGAGUUUAGCAACCGUGGUAUCUUCGUCCAUAGGAAUAGGAUAGACAGUCAUAGAUGCUCAGGGGGAACUGAAAGCUCUCCAGCGGGAUACAGUUAUUUGGAUGUCGAGUGCAUCAAGAAUUGUGCCCACAGCUACAGGCGUAAUUUCGGAAACUACAAUUUCCUUUCUAACAACUGCCACCAUUUUGCCAAUAAACUCUCUGAGGUCCUGUGUACAAGGAGUUCAUGCCCCUCCUGGUGCUAACAAUUUGUUGUUCGGCAAUUUUCUGACACCUUUCAUUACGUGUACUUACGGUAUCUUUGUCAUAAAUAUUAUGUAGUCCAAUGUUUGGCGUUUAAGUAAAGAGUUCUCAUGUACCUCUUAUAUUCUGAAAUGCAUCAGAUGUAAUGCGGCCAGACAACAAUACCAAGUGAUGGUUUUAGUUUAAUUUUAUUUGACAAUCUUAUUUUUGCUUCAAGGUCAGAAGGAUCAUUAUAUUUUCCCUCAACGUAAAUGAUAAUAAACAUGGAUGAUGUUUGGCACUGAUAUCUAAUUCUAUUUUACAAUGGAUAAUAACCUAAGAAAUAAAUAUCUAAAUCAAAUCUGAUAUUGAUUAGUCAUAAUCUUUUCUAAUUUUCCAAAAUUUUAAAGCUUUUAUGAAUUUUUUUAUGCUUCCAAAAGUUUAACAUUUCUGAUUUUUUACAUGUGAUUAAAACUUAUAUAUAUUUAAAGGGUCAGAAAAGCAAAUAUAUUUACCAUUUAAUAAUAAAAACAUACGGAUUUUAUAUAGAAUUUUAUUAAAAACAAACAUGUUCACAGAUUCAGUGCUUAAAUAGGUAUCUAAAUUUUGAUUUGUUUAGAAAAUUAUAUUUAAUAAGUACAUUCUAAAACCAAAAUCCAUAAUUAUUGAUUCAAACUACUUGAAAUGCAUUGAAUGACUGUUAUUGUUAUAAAAAAUGUGUUUAUUGAAUUUAUACAUCAUAGAAUAAUUUUAAUUACAAAAACUAUAUUUUUAAAAGUCAUUGUUCCGACAAAAAAGUAGUCCUUGUUUGAUUAAAUUUGAUUACUAUAUAAGCCAGGUUGUAAAACUGUAGGAAAUAUAAAAAAUAUAAGAUCUUUAAAAGUUUCUACGUUUUGAUUUAAUUGAUGAUUAUAUUUUCCCUCAACGUAAAUGAUAAUUAACAUGGAUGAUGUUUGGCACUGAUAUCUAAUUUCUAUAUAACAAUGGAUAAAAACCUAAAAAAAUAAAUAUUUAAAUCAAACCUGAUAUUGAUUAGUCAUAAUCUUAUCUAAUUUUCCAAAAUUUUAAAGCUUUUUUGAAUUUUUUUAUGCUUCCAAUAGUUGAAUAUUUUUUAUUUUUUACAUAUGAUUAAUACUUAUAUAUAUUUAUAGGGUCAGAAAAGCAAAUAUAUUUACCAUUUCAUAAGAAAAAACAUACGAAUUUUAUAUAGAAUUUAAUUUAAAACAAACAUAUUAACAGAUUCAGUGCUUAAUAGGUAUCUAAAUUUUGAUUUGUUUAGAAAAUUAUAUUUAAUAAGUACAUUCUAAAACCAAAAUCCAUAAUUAUUAAUUCAAAUUAAUUGAAAAAAUAUUGAAUGACUGAAAUUGUUUUAAAAAAUGUGUUUAUUGAAUUUAUACAUCAAAGAAUAAUUUUAAUUACAAAAACUAUAUUUUCAAAAGUCAUUGUUCCGCCAAAAUAGUAGUCCUUGUUAGAAUAUAAACUUUGAUUACUAUAUCUAAGCCAAGUUGUAAAACUGUAGGAAAUGUAAAAAAUAAGAUCUUUAAAUGUUUUUUACGUUUUGAUUUAAUUGACAUUUAUUCAAAAAAUUCUUUUGAUAUUUCGAUAAGUAGAAAACUAGAGAAGACUCUUCUUUAAAAGAAUAUUUUGUAUUGCAAUGUACAUUAAACUUAAAGCCAAAUUACAGAGCAAAGACAUGUAGCCUCUCUAUGUUUAAUUAUAACAAUAACUUUUUGUAUUGAUAAAUUUUGACAAAAUUUUUAGAAGUUUGGAGAUUUUAUGUUAUCCGUUCAUUAUGACACAAUUAAUUACAUAAUUAUGUUUCGCUAUAGAGGCUUUACUGUACUUCACUACACGGAGACUUAUACUUUUUAAGACACUACGUCACAAGAUGGCGAUUUAAAAGUUUUGUUAAACUGUUUGUAUCAAUCGAUUCAGAUGUAUAUCUUCAUAGCUCAGUGGUUAAAGUAUCAGGCUUGUGAACCGCAGAUCAUGAGUUUGAAUCCGCCUUGGGCUUUUGUUCAUGUUUACUAAAUGAAAUUUUUGAAAAUAUCAUUUUUUAUCUAAAAUUGCACAUUUUUUCGCCUAUUUGACAUAUAUACUUCUUAUCCAUCAUGCUUUAUAUCAUAAUCAAGUAAUUCUCUGCUGAUUUGAGACACUAUUUCAAGGUGUAGUGAGGCAUAUUAAAGCAUAUAAUAUAUACAAACAAUACUUCAAAUACUUAAAACAAAUUUUGGGAAGUUUUUAAUACUUUGUAUAUAGCAAUUUUUGUAUUUUUUUUAAAAUAAUUAUUGUUUGGCCAUUAUUAAUCACCGAAUUGUCUUCAGAUUUUUCCGUUUUCCCGAUUACGACAAAGAGGUCCUGGUUUUCUAUGCUCCUGUUUUGUAUUUCUUCUUUGGACUUUCGAUUUUUAUUAACACUGAUUGUUAUUACCACAUUUCAAUUUCAUAUAUUUUUGUAAAUUAAUUAUAUCCAUUAGUUAUAAAAGUAUAUCUUUCUACUCA